Danio aesculapii is the source of this 1767-nucleotide messenger RNA. It is a transcript of the gene slc1a6, whose product is annotated as solute carrier family 1 member 6. The record is from RefSeq and is a predicted model, not a curated record. Gene Ontology annotation, cellular component: plasma membrane. Gene Ontology annotation, biological process: L-glutamate transmembrane transport. Gene Ontology annotation, molecular function: glutamate:sodium symporter activity; L-glutamate transmembrane transporter activity; neutral L-amino acid transmembrane transporter activity. Lineage: Eukaryota; Metazoa; Chordata; Actinopteri; Cypriniformes; Danionidae.
GUGUUAGAGCUUAUUAUGAACGAGAAGCCCCCAAACAGCACUAGCCUGUUUCUGAGUGAAGACUCUGAGAAGCCACAGCGUGCCGACGAAGGCCUCCACCGCCUGUGCCAAGUGUUACAGAAGCAGAUAUCAGGAAGCAGGAGAAAGAUGGGCGGCAUCACACGAAACGGCGUCAAGACGUUCCUGCGGAGGAACGCGUUUGUGAUAUUCACCGUUGCUGCUGUGGCUUUGGGGGUGGCACUGGGGUUUGCCCUGAGACCUCAUAAUCUGUCCAUCAGGGAGGUGAAGUAUUUCUCUUUCCCUGGAGAGCUGUUGAUGAGGAUGCUUCAGAUGCUUGUUCUUCCACUGAUUGUCUCCAGCCUUGUCACAGGAAUCUCAUCUUUAGACAGCAAGGCCUCUGGAAAGAUGGGAAUUCGGGCCAUCAUCUACUACAUGGUGACCACAUUAAUUGCAGUUUUCAUCGGCAUUGUGAUGGUGAUUAUCAUCAAACCGGGUAAAGGCAGCAGAGAUAGUCCAGUGGCCUCUAGUGGCAGCAUUGAGCCAGUACAGGCCGCAGAUGCUUUUCUGGACCUUAUAAGAAACAUGUUUCCCCCAAAUUUAGUCGAAGCCUGCUUUAAACAGUACAAAACACUAUACAAGAAAACCGUGCUGACAAAAAAUGUCACCAUCGUGGUGAAUGCGACAGAGAACAUCAACUCUACUGAUCUCAGCCAAAUGUACAACUUCAGCACAGUCCUGCAGACCAUCCAGGAGACGGUGGAGGAGGCCGUCCCAGUCUCUGGCUCUUCCAAUGGGGUGAACGCCUUGGGCUUGGUAGUUUUCUCCAUGUGCUUUGGAUUAGUGAUCGGAAACAUGAAACAGCAGGGCCAGGCUCUCCGGGACUUCUUUGACUGCCUGAAUGAAGCCAUAAUGCGCUUGGUGGCCAUCAUAAUUUGGUACGCUCCAGUGGGAAUCCUCUUCCUGAUAGCAGGGAAGAUAGUGGAGAUGAAGGAUCUGGCUCAGGUUGGAGGGCAGUUAGGGAUGUACACGGUGUCUGUGAUUGUGGGGCUGCUCAUCCACGGCCUGUUGGUUCUGCCUCUGCUCUUCUUUGUGGUGACCAAGAAGAAUCCGUUCACCUUCAUCACUGGGCUACUGCAGGCUCUCAUCACUGCUCUGGGCACUUCGUCAAGUUCUGCCACCCUGCCCAUUACUUUCCGUUGUCUUGAAGAAAACAACCACGUGGACAAGAGAGUUACACGUUUUGUGCUGCCGGUCGGAGCCACAAUCAACAUGGAUGGCACAGCUUUAUACGAAGCCGUGGCAGCCAUUUUCAUCGCUCAGGUCAAUGACAUGGAUCUGAACUUUGGCCAGAUCCUCACCAUCAGUAUUACAGCAACCGCCGCUAGCAUCGGAGCAGCAGGCAUCCCUCAGGCUGGGCUGGUUACUAUGGUGAUAGUAUUGACAUCGGUAGGACUGCCCACAGAGGACAUUACCCUGAUCAUCGCGGUGGACUGGUUCCUGGAUCGACUCAGGACCACCACCAACGUUCUGGGAGAUUCGUUUGGCGCGGGGAUUGUUGAGCAUCUGUCGCGGCAGGAACUUCAGAACCAAGAUGUACAAAUCAGCAACUCUGUGAUCGAGGAAAAUGACAAGCCGUACCAGCUGAUCUGUCAGGAGAACGACUCUCUCAAACACCGCAACAGUGAAACCACCAUGUAACAAUCCUCACACAUUUAUAGCUCACACCUGUAAGCACUGUUAUUUUUCUGAAAAUCAGAGGCGUGCUAU